Paramuricea clavata is the source of this 1696-nucleotide messenger RNA. NCBI's taxonomy places the organism in Eukaryota, Metazoa, Cnidaria, Anthozoa, Malacalcyonacea, Plexauridae. The record is from the annotation of a GenBank genome assembly.
CGUGAGCAUAUAUUAUGUUUUCUACGACUAUGGCACAUUUGCCACAAUUACCCUCCUUGCAAUGUUUGGGGUUUAAUUUGAAACGCACAGAUACUUGGAGUAACCCAUGCGUUCAAACCUUGCCAACGUUUAUUUUUAAAUAUUCACUGUAGGUAACAGCAGCAAACGGUCACCGAGGUUUGAGUAUCUUGGUUGCAAUGUUGUGCACCAUUACAGCUGUAUUUACCAUCCCUCCAAUGUUGACAUGGUUUCUAAAACCUUUCAACAUGUUGGUCUAAAUGUUGGUCAAGUGUUGUUGGAUACUAUACUCAGAGUACUGUUGCCUUUAGUGGUGAGUAUACUGUAUGUACUGUAGUCUGUAGUUUUAUGAAACAUUUUUUGACAUUGGUUUUCAACAUUCUACUUGCUUCAAAAUCCAAUUAACAUUUCGAAAGUUGUAUCAUUAGUUAAACAAUCUGAUAAACAAGUAAUGUUCAGUAUAGGAACCUAGACACGGGACGAUUUUGUACAUUAUUUAGAACUAGGAAUUUCUAAAUUGCUUUAAUCCCGUUAACCAUUAUUUUAACCGAAUCGCUUUCAGUUGUUCAACUAUUCUUAUGUUUUUUUUCAUUUAAAUAUUGGAAGAUGUUUGCGUUGCGUGCCCCCUGUAAAGAAAGUGGUCAAAAAUGGAACAAUACAAUAAAAUACUUUGGAGAAAACUUCCUUAUUGGAUUAUUCCUGCCAAAUCUUCUAGCCAAAGUUUCCGUCGUAAACAUUCUAUGCGUGGUUGCACUUGGAACAAGUCUUACAACAUUUAAUGCUCUAUCAAGUUAUGGUCUUAUCUCACUCUUACCUUGGUUUUCAAAAAAAUCAACUGUGACAUUAUCAAUAGUGAGUUCUAUCCGAGUUAUAGGGCUGGCAGCUACAAUUAUUGAUGUAAUACCCGACAACACAGGAGACAAAGGACUGCUUGUUCUUCCUAUGGUGUUUAUCUACCUUGCCACUCUAUUGGUGUUGAAUGGUUUUGUAUCCGUUGUCAAAGUCAAAGAAGAGGACACUGCACUGGACAUACCUUCGCAGACUACAGGGCAAGACAAGGAGCAAGACAAGGAUAUCAAGGAUUCAACUAUAAACUCCAAAAUUAAUGAAGUUGCAAUCUUUGCCAUCUACACUGAUGAAAUGUCAGUCAAGAGUGAACAAUUGUAAACAGAACCAAAACUUCUAGGAACUGUAAAAAUAUUUUAUAAAAAAAGGAUGAUUUUUAAUGUACAUGACUAACCUAUCCCUGUUUGUGGGUUUUACUGAGACAGUGUACGGCACGUGAUGGUGAAUUGACGAACUGCCUUGGCAUCAUUCCCUUUCACAGGUGUGAAUGUAUUUGACCACCAUGAACGUGUAUCAUGGUACAAAACAUUUAUAAAAACCUAACUUGUAGAUAUAGUCACGGAGAUAUGUAGACCUUUAUUCACCCCGGCCCCUUAUCAUUGGACAUGUUGGGGAAAGCAGUGCCGGAAUAAGUCCAGAAAUAAGUAUUUAUUCUAGUAGUUGACGUAAUAAAAAAAAACAUAAUAACUUUCACUUUUAAUGUUAUAUGUAGAUAUUGAAGAGUGGUAAAUAUAAGAUUACCUUCAUUCUGCGUGUUUUUAACCUGGUUUUCAACAAAUAUAAGUAGGUUUCUAUGAUGAAUGCUUGACCUCGUUUAUUGAAAUGCUACAGU